This is a messenger RNA of Nestor notabilis (Kea), 1823 nucleotides long. RefSeq names its product sorting nexin 4 (gene SNX4). Gene Ontology annotation, molecular function: phosphatidylinositol binding. Gene Ontology annotation, biological process: protein transport. The coding region runs from base 1 to 1209 and encodes 402 amino acids. NCBI's taxonomy places the organism in Eukaryota, Metazoa, Chordata, Aves, Psittaciformes, Psittacidae. The record is from RefSeq and is a predicted model, not a curated record. The transcript has 13 exons.
AUGGAAGACUGUUUGGCAAAAAAAGUGGAAAUCACUGUUUCAGAAGCUGAAAAACGGACUGGGAGGAAUGCCAUGAACAUGCAAGAAACAUAUACUGCUUACCUCAUUGAGACAAGAGCUGUUGAGUCCCAGAGUGAGGGACAGUGCGCCCCAGUGGACUCCCUGUGGCGACGUUACAGUGAAUUUGAGUUGUUGAGGAAUUAUUUGUCAGUCACCUAUCCACAUAUUGUUGUUCCACCUUUGCCAGAAAAAAGGGCUGACUUUGUUUGGCAUAAGCUAUCAGCAGAUAAUAUGGAUCCAGAUUUUGUGGAAAGAAGAAGAAUCGGUUUGGAAAAUUUCUUGUUACGUGUGGCUUCACAUCCUGUUCUUUGCCAGGACAAAAUCUGUUAUUCAUUUUUAACACAGGAAGGUGGAUGGAAAGAAAUGGUGAAUGAGACUGGAUUUCAGUUAAAGGCAGAUUCCAGAUUAAAAGCUCUUAAUGCAACAUUCAGAGUGAAAAACCCCGACAAGAGAUUUACUGAGCUAAAACACUAUAGCGAUGAACUGCAGUCUGUCAUAUCACACCUUCUGCGAGUCAGAGCUAGGGUAGCAGACCGGCUAUAUGGUGUCUAUAAAGUCCAUGGCAACUAUGGAAGAGUAUUCAGUGAGUGGAGUGCAAUAGAAAAGGAGAUGGGGGAUGGGUUGCAGAGUGCUGGCCACCACAUGGAUGUGUAUGCAGCUUCUAUUGAUGACAUACUGGAAGAAGAGGAACAUUAUGCAGAUCAGCUGAAAGAGUAUCUCUUCUAUGCAGAAGCACUGCGGGCAGUUUGCAGGAAACACGAACUGAUGCAAUAUGACUUGGAAAUGGCGGCACAGGACCUAACAUCUAAGAAACAGCAGUGUGAGGAGCUGGCAACAGGAACUGUGAGAACGUUCUCCCUGAAAGGGAUGACCAGCAAGCUCUUUGGGCAGGAAACCCCUGAGCAGAGGGAAGCCAAGUUAAAGGUUCUAGAAGAGCAGAUACAGGAAGGAGAAGAACAACUGAAGUCUAAAAAUCUGGAGGGCAGAGACUUUGUGAAAAGUGCCUGGGCUGACAUUGAACGGUUUAAAGAGCAAAAGAAUCACGAUUUGAAGGAGGCGCUUAUAAGCUAUGCUGUUAUGCAGAUUAGCAUGUGCAAAAAGGGAAUUCAAGUUUGGACAAAUGCAAAGGAAUGCUUCAGCAAGAUGUGAUUACCUGGAAAUGAAUUCCUCCUCCAAGUGCCAGAGAACAGAAGCACAAAUGUGUAACACCAAUGUUAAGUUGCUACAUGACUUACAAAUCAUGAAAUAAAUGAGUUGAGUGAAUAGUUUUUUCUUUCUGCUGAUUGUAAUUGUUAAUCAAGGACAAAAAGGACAUGUCAUUAAAUGUUUAGCCCUGACUGCCACUUCCGUGGCAUGUUUUAUAUGUGGUAGCAAAUAAUUCAGGGGUUAGAGAGUUACUGAAAACUACAGCUCUGUAUUGGGGCAAAGGUAUAGGGAAAGUUAUCCCAGAAAGUAUGAACUGAACUGUUCUGAGACUUGUGAAACACCAUGCUCUCUAAUGUGUAGAUCAUUUCCAGAUGCCCUUUUCUUUAGCCCUUGCUGUUUAGAAUUUUUAAUGCUCAAGGGUGCUUUGGUUUUAUAAUGGGGGACACGGUUGUGUUUUUGAGGUCUACACCAUAAAGAGGACAAAAAGUGAAAUCCUGUAACACCUAGGGUUCAUAUUUAAAUGCCUUUGCAUGUCCAUAGAGAAAUGUGCUUUUCCAGAGUUCAGGUUAAGCAGUCUCAAGCUCCUGAGAUGUUUGAAACUCUCUACAGUAGAGGUG